Molecule: messenger RNA, 1298 nt
Organism: Mollisia scopiformis
Lineage: Eukaryota; Fungi; Ascomycota; Leotiomycetes; Helotiales; Mollisiaceae
Product: inositol monophosphatase
Exons: 5
Coding region: 195-1223 (342 amino acids)
Biological process (GO): inositol metabolic process; phosphatidylinositol phosphate biosynthetic process; signal transduction
Molecular function (GO): inositol monophosphate 1-phosphatase activity
Source: RefSeq, a predicted model, not a curated record
CACACGCUUAUCGCCGCCUACAAACGGUGACGAUCUCAGACUGACUCUACCUCUCAUACAGCUCACCUGAGCUCCAUCCGUCCUCCCUAACAUUUAAUUGAAUUAAAGACGUAUUUUCCACCUGUCUUCGAGCUUCGAUUGAGGUACCCAUCAUAAAAUAGCCCGCUACCCCACCAUUGCCAAGACUCAUCAAAAUGGCAACCUCACACACAAUGAGUGAGGAGGAAUUGAAGGAGCUGUAUAGCUUCGCUUUGGACUUAGGCAGGAGGGCGGGAAAGAUAUUAAUGGAUGGGGUCGAUAUGCGGUGUGGGGACUCAGCGGGGAGGACGGAGACGAAACAGGAGGAAAAGAUGAAUGCAGUCGAUAUCGUGACCCAGACUGACCUUGAUGUUGAAGCUUUUGUAAAAGAGGAAAUCACAAAGAAAUAUCCUUCUCACGACUUCAUCGGUGAGGAAACCUACUCAGCAGGAUCCUCUAAAGAAUACCUCAUUACCUCAAAACCAACUUGGUGUGUGGAUCCUUUAGACGGAACGGUAAAUUACACUCACCUCUUCCCCAUGUUCUGCGUCUCCAUCGCCUUCAUUCUCGACUCCCAACCCGUCGUCGGAGUUAUCUACCAACCGAUCCUCGACGUCACAUAUUCGGCAUUAUCAGGCCAAGGAGCCUGGCAAGACGAUGCUCAUGCAUGGAAGAAACGAAGAGCGUUGCCCCUCAUCAACAACCCCAAAGCUCCGAUUCCAGAGAAAGCCCCAAAAGGAUGUAUCUUUAGCUGUGAGUGGGGUAAAGAUAGAAGAGAUGUUGAGGGAGGAAAUAUGUGGAAGAAGGUCAAUUCAUUUGUCAACAUGGCUGCUGAGACUGGUGGACGGGAAGGAAAAGGAGGCAUGGUUCAUGGGGUCAGGAGUUUGGGGAGUGCGACUCUGGAUCUUGCGUACGUAGCGUCCGGCGCCUUUGAUAUCUGGUGGGAAGGAGGAUGCUGGGAGUGGGACGUAGCGGCUGGGUUUUGUAUUCUGAAGGAAGCGGGUGGACUGAUUACCACUGCUAAUCCGCCGCCGAAUCCGAUGAGUGAUUCGAUUCAGGAGGUGAGGUUGGGAAGCCGGUUGUAUUUGGCCAUUCGACCAGCUGGGGAUACGGAGAAUGAGACUGGACGACAGGCGCAAGAGAGAGUGAUUAGAGAGACAUGGAAGAGGGUACAGGGACUGGAUUAUACGAGACCAGGGGCUUAAACAAGCCAAGUGUUAUAUAUAUCUGAAUAGACUACCUCAGGACAAUCCAGAACGCCAUGCUAAUGCUUCCAGUCU